Molecule: messenger RNA, 1230 nt
Organism: Myodes glareolus (Bank vole)
Lineage: Eukaryota; Metazoa; Chordata; Mammalia; Rodentia; Cricetidae
Product: olfactory receptor 8B8-like
Biological process (GO): G protein-coupled receptor signaling pathway
Cellular component (GO): membrane
Molecular function (GO): G protein-coupled receptor activity; olfactory receptor activity
Source: RefSeq, a predicted model, not a curated record
CCUCCAGAUUUGUUUGUGUGGGGAAGAAUCUUAUGAAGGAAUAAACUAUGUGAUAUAGAAUGUUUCUCUUCCCAUCUAUUCUCAUUCAUCAUUUUUCUAUAAAUUAUAUUUACAUUUUUUUUUACCAGUGUCCUUACCUGUGUAUGGUAAUUUGGCUAUACUUUAUACAACUUAGGUGUUCAGGAGUGGCCAUUCUAACAGAUUUCCAACCCACACAUCAUGGAACCAUGAUAGAAAGAGGGGAUCAUUUUCUAAUGGGAUAAUUUUUCCUGUUUCUACAGAUUCAUGUAGAGAAACAUGGCUUCUGAAAAUGUUUCUUUGGUGACCGAAUUCAUUCUGGUAGGAUUAACAGACCAGCGUGAUCUCCAAAUACCCCUGUUCUUUGUGUUUUUAGCAAUGUAUAUUGUCACUGCAUUUGGGAAUUUGUGUUUGAUAAUUCUAAUUGUACUAAAUUCACACCUUCACACCCCAAUGUACUUUUUCCUCUUUAACUUGUCCUUCAUAGACCUCUGUUAUUCUACUGUGUUCACGCCAAAAAUGUUGAUAAACUUUAUAUUAAGUAAGAAUGUCAUUUCUUAUAUGGGAUGUUUGACCCAACUCUAUUUCUUUUGUUUCUUCGUCAUUUCCGAAUGUUAUGUCCUGACAACAAUGGCCUAUGAUCGCUAUGUGGCUAUCUGUAAUCCUCUCUUGUACGCUGUUGCCAUGUCCCCUAAAUUAUGUUUGAGCCUUAUGCUUUGUACAUACUUGAUGGCAUUUUCUGGUGCCAUGGCUCACACAGGAUGUAUGAUGAGACUGACCUUCUGUGAUGCAAACACUAUCAACCAUUACUUCUGUGACAUCCUCCCUGUGAUGCAGCUCUCCUGCACCAGCACUUAUGUUAAUGAGCUUGUAGUGUUCAUUGUGGUGGGCAUAAACAUCAUCGUGCCCAGCAUCACUAUCUUUAUCUCUUACGGCUUCAUUCUCUUCAGUAUCUUCCGUAUCAACUCUGCCGAGGGAAGGUCCAAGGCCUUCAGUACCUGCAGUUCCCAUAUAAUUGCUGUUUCUCUGUUCUUUGGAUCAGGUGCAUUCAUGUAUCUUAAACCAUCUUCUUCUUCAUCUAUGGAUCAAGGAAAAACCUCCUCUGUCUUUUACACCAAUGUGGUUCCCAUGAUGAACCCCUUAAUCUACAGUUUGAGGAACAAAGAUGUAAAAAUGGCCCUGAGAAAAACUCUGAGAAGAUGGAAAUUUUGA